Messenger RNA from Mycena indigotica, 1296 nucleotides. RefSeq lists its product as uncharacterized. NCBI's taxonomy places the organism in Eukaryota, Fungi, Basidiomycota, Agaricomycetes, Agaricales, Mycenaceae. The transcript is spliced from 8 exons. The record is from RefSeq and is a predicted model, not a curated record. Gene Ontology annotation, biological process: mitochondrial DNA repair; response to UV; nucleotide-excision repair. The coding region runs from base 1 to 1296 and encodes 431 amino acids. Gene Ontology annotation, cellular component: nucleus; mitochondrion. Gene Ontology annotation, molecular function: endonuclease activity.
AUGCUCCUAAGCUUACGUCUAACCACAAUCUCGCGCGUUAUGUCGGUCCCGCUUCGUCGCAGUACUCGUUCACAAGUGCAGAAACCCAGCGACGAUGUCCCUCUUCCCACUCUGACACCCAAAAAACGCAAGCGCAAAGAUGAAGUCGAAGGGGAAGACGAGGGUGCUUCUCCUCCAAAACGAGCUGCAAGAAAGCAACGCGUCGACCAAGUCUAUGUCAUUCCCGACGUUAUGCGGAAAGAGACGAACUUCAAGGGUAGAUUGGGCUAUGCGUGUCUGAACACCAUCCUGCGGAACCAAAAGCCAGCCAAGACUGCUGUUUUCUGCUCGCGGACGUGUCGGAUCGACAGCAUCAAAGCAAACGGCAUCGACUGGGUCAAAGACCUGGGACGGAAGAACCUGGAAGAUCUAUUGACGAUGAUUCAGUGGAAUGAAGACAAUAACAUUCGCUUCAUGCGCAUGUCCUCUGAGAUGUUUCCGUUUGCCUCCCAUAACAUUUACGGCUACUCCUUGGAAUACUGUGCCCCACUUCUUGCGCGCGUCGGGGAGCUCGCCAACAGCUUCGGCCAUCGUCUAACCACGCAUCCCGGCCAGUUUACGCAGCUAGGCAGCCCCAAACCAGAGGUCGUGCAAGCUUCCGUGCGAGAACUCGUGUACCAUUGCGAGAUGAUGGACAAAAUGGGCCUCGGUGUGGACAGUGUCAUGAUCAUACAUGGCGGGGGGACGUAUGGCGACAAGGCUGCCGCGCUGGAACGUUUGAAGAAGACGGUCACGGAGACGCUUCCUGCCAAUGUCAGAGCGCGGCUGGUUCUUGAGAAUGACGAGCUUUGCUACAAUGUCGACGAUCUCCUCCCAUUGUGCGAGGAACUCGAUAUCCCACUCGUUUUUGACUACCAUCAUGACAAUCUCUUUCCUUCCACGAUUCCUCGUACCGAAAUUUUUUCUCGCAUCAACGCUCUAUUUGUCCGUAGAGGGAUCAAACCUAAGCAACAUCUGAGCGAGCCACGACCUGGCGCUGUAACCAUCCAAGAGCGCCGGGCACAUUCUGACCGAUGUGAAACUCUUCCGGUAGACUUGCCUGAAGAUAUGGAUCUGAUGAUCGAGGCAAAGGACAAAGAGCAGGCGGUGUUCCAUCUCUACCGCAUCUACGGACUGCAGCCUGUCAAGCAAGAAAAUCUUCGACCCCCGGUCAAACACCAGACAACGGAGACCAAAGGACGCAAAUCAAACAAGAAUCCAAGGAAGAAAAAGGGCGUGAAUGCUGACAGUGAAGUGGAAUCGGGACAGGACGAUUAG